CUUCCUCAAACAGGAUGGAAGAUUCAGUUGUCAGACUGCUUCUCGUGGGAGAUGAAAAAUGCGGCAAAACAACGUUUCUCUCGAGAGUGAAGGCUGGAGACGAGAUCAAUCCGAUACCGCUCCUGCGUGACAUUGACCAGCCAUACACAUUUACAGUGAACAUGUCAUCAAACAGAUAUCGUUUUGAGUUUUACGACACUUCCAGCCCGGAAAACUGGCGGCUGCUGGAUCCGGAUGUCAUCAUCAUCUGCUACGAUAUCAGCCAGCGCCUGAGCCUCAUCAACAUGAAACGAUAUUGGAUCAACGAAGUCAAGCAAGCCUUUUCGCGCAGAGAUUUCUUGCCAGUGGUAAUAAUGGGGCUGAAGAGAGACUUGCGGUCUGAAGAUGACCCAAAUGGCAUUAUAUAUCCGCAAGACGCCUAUCGGAUGGCCCAGGAGAUGAGGGCAGAUCGUUAUGUCGAAUGCUCGGCCGUAACGGGAGAGUUGAUAAGGCCGGCCUUUGAGGACAUCUGCAAGACGGCCAUUGCGACGACGACAGAGGGAGGAGGACAGAGUGAGGGUGGUUGUACGAUAAUGUGAGGCGUGUCGGUUCAGCGUUGUCUUUGGCGUGAUUUUAGAUAGCAAAGCCAAUUAUUGUUUGCUCAUGUACCCCCAAAAAAUAGAACCUCGUGCUGGUAGCUGUAAUCGUAAAAGGUCUCAUCAAGCAUUUGCAUCUUCCGCAGCGUCGUCUGCAUUGCCAUUUGCAUUGGCUGAUGGCUCGAACUGGCCCAAGACCUCCAGG
Trichoderma atroviride IMI 206040 is the source of this 780-nucleotide messenger RNA. RefSeq lists its product as uncharacterized. The record is from RefSeq and is a predicted model, not a curated record. Gene Ontology annotation, cellular component: mitochondrial outer membrane. Gene Ontology annotation, biological process: small GTPase-mediated signal transduction; mitochondrion organization. Lineage: Eukaryota; Fungi; Ascomycota; Sordariomycetes; Hypocreales; Hypocreaceae. Gene Ontology annotation, molecular function: GTP binding; GTPase activity.